Molecule: messenger RNA, 1683 nt
Organism: Anguilla anguilla (European eel)
Lineage: Eukaryota; Metazoa; Chordata; Actinopteri; Anguilliformes; Anguillidae
Product: olfactory receptor 52Z1-like
Exons: 2
Coding region: 362-1309 (315 amino acids)
Biological process (GO): G protein-coupled receptor signaling pathway
Cellular component (GO): membrane
Molecular function (GO): G protein-coupled receptor activity; olfactory receptor activity
Source: RefSeq, a predicted model, not a curated record
AAUCUGACUGCUGUUGUUCUGCUAGAUAGGUUUUGAAAAACUGGGCCCAUGAGUCCAAAAUGGAAGAAGUGGUCAUUGGGGUGUUUAAUAAAAUAUCACUGUAUUAGAAACAACUCUCAGCUUAAUGUGAUAAGGGAAUAUGUCGGAUACCUCACAGGCAGUGAUUGGUCAGAGCUGUAACGUCACACGCUGGUGUGUAUUUUUACAUGGUUCUGUCCUUAUAAAAGACUCAAUGUUGGAGAUAUCUCUUUCAACCAUCCAGAUGUUCUGCAUGACCACAGAACUGCAAGCAUUCUGAAACAUUCCUCUGAAGGUAAAAGACCCCUUUCAAAAAGAGCACUGACUCUACAUCCAGGUGACCAUGGAGAAUGUGUCAGCAGUGACGUCCUUCAUAAUGACGGCAUACACUGAACUGGAAGAUCACAGAUAUUUAUACUUCGUAUGUUUUCUUCUUUUAUACAUUAUGAUUAUAGUGGCCAAUGCAGUACUAAUAACAGUAAUAUACAUUGAGAGAGGUCUGCAUGAACCCAUGUAUUUGUUUAUAUGUAGCUUAGCUGUGAACGGAAUAUUUGGGAGCACAUCUUUAUUACCAUCUAUGCUUGUCUUUUUGUUGUCUCAUAGUUAUGAAAUAUCUCUGACCCAAUGUCUGUUACAGAUAUAUUGUUUACAUUCAUAUGUUUACGUUGAAUUUACUAUUUUAGCAGUGAUGAGCUAUGACCGUUAUGCUGCUAUUUGUCACCCAUUACACUAUCACCUCCUCAUGUCUCCUAAGAAGCUAUAUGCAGCUAUUACAUUAUCCUGGGUGAUUCCCUUCAUUUACUUUGCCCUUUUUUUCAUAAUGACUGCUCAGCGCACAUUUUGUGGCAGGAUUAUUGAAAAAGUGUAUUGUGCCAAUUUUUCUUUAGUUAAACUGUCUUGUUUUGAUAUGAAUGUUCAGAAUAUUCUUGGACUGGCAUUAACUUUUGUCUCACCUUUAACUCAGAUCCUCAUGAUACUGUUUUCCUAUGGACAAAUAUUCAGAAUCUGCCUAUUUGCUUCUAAGGAAUCUCAAACCAAAGCUAUUCGAACAUGCACCCCACACUUACUAACUCUGAUUAACUUUUCUGUGGGAUGCUUAUUUGAGCACAUCCAGAGUCGUUUCAACAUGAGUCAUGUACCUCAUAAAGCUCGCAUAUUCCUAUCCGUACACAUGGGCAUUUUUCCUCCAUUGUUCAAUCCUGUAAUUUAUGGAAUUAGCAUUCAAGUCAUUAAAGAUCAGAUUUUUAGAUGGUUUAGCAGUAAAAAAAUAAGUGAACCCCACCCAAUGUGAUUAUUAAUGUAAUUUACAUUUUGUUCGUAACGCUGUACCCUGUAUCACUUGGGUUGCCAGAUGCCAGAUUUUGGGCUGGAAUGUCCAGUUUUCUAAUUAUUUGUAGGUCCAGUUUGUAGUCCCAACUGGACAAUAUAAAUACCCAGUCAGGAUAACUGAAAUUUGACUGCUAGUAUGCAACCAGUUUCUUCAAUGUCCACUGUAACAGUUUUUCCUUAAUUAACCCCUCCCCCCUCCCCCAAACCCUGAUCAGUUAAUUAAAAUCUCGCCUAUUUCUGCAUGCUUGAUUUUCGGUUUUGAUUCAUUCUCAUUCUGGCAACCCUAUGCAUCACAAAGUAAUUUAAAAGACGCUGUAACAUGAAGAAUAACGGAAA